Misgurnus anguillicaudatus (oriental weatherfish) is the source of this 1852-nucleotide messenger RNA. RefSeq lists its product as uncharacterized. NCBI's taxonomy places the organism in Eukaryota, Metazoa, Chordata, Actinopteri, Cypriniformes, Cobitidae. The record is from RefSeq and is a predicted model, not a curated record.
UGACAGGAUAUCAUCUGAUCACAUUGUAAAGGUUUAUUUAAAGUGCACGACAGGUAACAUCUGAUCACAUUGUAAAGGUUUAAUGUAACUGCACAACAGGUAACAUUUGAUCACAUUGUAAAGGUUUAAUAUAACUGCAUGACAAGUAACAUCUGAUCACAUUGUAAAGAUUUAAUAAAACUAAUGUUUCUGUCACUAAUGAUUGUAACAAAUCAGAUGUGUUGUCCUUCAACACAAGCCUAGCAGUAUCUGUAGAGCUGGUCCCAGCGGAAUAAGCUGAUUUUUAUGUGAUUUUUUGAGGGUUCUCCGGUUCAACCUUAGCAAAACUAACAAAUUUUUACAUUACAUUACACCAAUGAAAAAAAUAAAUAUCAUACUAAAGAAAAACAUUUAACACUUAAAAUUUUUAUUUUUUAUAGGGCCAGCAGAGAAGGCCCUGCUGGUCCUGACAGCCCACCACUGUUUAAACUGCACGACAGGUAACAUCUGUUCACAUUGUAAAGGUUUAAUAUAACUGGAUCAUAGGUAACCUCUAAUCACAUUAUAAAGGUUUAUAUAACUGCAUGACAGGAUAUCAUCUGAUCACAUUGUAAAGGUUUAAUAUAACUGCAUGACAGGAUAUCAUCUGAUCACAUUUUAAAUGUUUAAUAUAACUGUGUGACCGGAUAUGAUCUGAUCACAUUAUAAUGGUUUAUUUAAACUGCUUGACAGGUAACAUCUGGGGCACGUUCAAUCUCACACCGGUGUACAACGUUUUGCUACGGUUUCCGGGUUGAACGACAUGUUUCCUGGAAACGGUGUGCAACGGAAUGCAACAGCAAUCCCUUUGGAACAGGCUAUUGGAUCGAAUGGACCUAGUCAACAUCCACUAGGCCAACACAUUGUCGCUGCACCACUGCAUUUGACGACAGCUCCUGCACCACAGAAGUUGCCUCCUGCACCACAGAAGUUGCCUCCUGCACCACAGAAGUUGCCUCCUGCACCACAGAAGUUGCCUCCUGCACCACAGAAGUUGCCUCCUGCACCACUUAAUUUCUCUCCAACUACUGCACCACUUAAUCUGUCGGUUGCUGGACCAUCACCUGUCUGUGCUCCAAAGUGCGUACCAGUGUCAAACCCCCCACAAAUGUAUAAAGAUACAAAGCCAUGGACACACAACGGAACAUUACUUUUAAUAUCUUUGAUCAAGCAAAUGGCUGAAGACUUUCAAUCUCCAGUACUGAAGAAAUUCGAAGUAUGGAAAAAGGUAGCUGCGCACAUGCUGGCAAAAGGGUAUGACUUUGGAGCAGAGGCAUGUGACAAUAAGUUCAGGCAGUUAAAACACAGAUACAAAACAAUAGUGGACAGCAAAAAGAAGACUGGGAGUGGUGCCAGCAGCUGGGUCUUUUUCUCACCAAUGGAGGACCUCCUGGCUGAUGAUCCCAGUGUGGAACCGGUCCUGAUCGUGUCAUCUUUUGAUGGAUCUUCAUCAGAUGGCCCAGGACCAUCAACUUCAGGACCAUCAACUUCAGGACCAUCAACUUCAGGACCAUCAGCUUCAGGACCAUCAACCUCACAACUUAAGCCAUCAGCAGAACAUGGCAAAAAGAGAAGGCACAAGUCGGAAGCACCCGAGUGGUUUGAGGACUAUGUAACUGAGCAGAGGAGGCAGAUGUCAGAGCUUAUGGCCCUUCAAAAGCAAUCAUUGGAAGUGGCAAGUGAACGCAACAAGAUCUUAAAAGAGUUUGUCUCUGCUUUGACAAAGAAAUAGGAACUGUGUUGUCCUUUUUUAGGUUCUAUUUUGUUUGCAUGCAUUUCCUUUUAGUAUACUGUACAUUAUGCCAUUAAACAAUGUUGAUCACCUCACCUUUUU